Molecule: messenger RNA, 1376 nt
Organism: Galendromus occidentalis (western predatory mite)
Lineage: Eukaryota; Metazoa; Arthropoda; Arachnida; Mesostigmata; Phytoseiidae
Product: N(G),N(G)-dimethylarginine dimethylaminohydrolase 1
Exons: 6
Coding region: 117-926 (269 amino acids)
Biological process (GO): arginine metabolic process; positive regulation of nitric oxide biosynthetic process
Molecular function (GO): dimethylargininase activity; amino acid binding
Source: RefSeq, a predicted model, not a curated record
UUGUCGUCUCCUCUCAGUGUGUGUACACUAGAGUGCUGCUUCAGAGCGGAGCGGAGGAGAGGAGAGCUCUCAUCAGACAGAGCUUUCGUAACCAGCUGCCUCUUAGGUCGGCUAGAAUGGGCUUCGGGAAGACAACGCAUGCCAUCGUUUGCAGAGUGCCAGAGAGUUACUGCAAACUCACCAGUAUAGUGACAGGGACCACGAGCACCGAAAAGGCGAAACGUGAACACCACGCAUACUGCGAAGUCCUUCGCAGUCUCGAUAUCGAUGUCGUCGAAUUGCCUUCGGACGAACUAUCCCCGGAAUGCCCUUUCGUGAACGAUUUGGCGGUCGUAGCCAAUGGGACAGCUCUCAUCUGCAAACCUUCAUCUCCACAGCGACUCAAAGAGGUGGAGCUGAUCCGGAAAACAAUUCAGAGGGAAAUAGGAAUUCCCAUGGUGGAAAUUUCGGACCCUUCAGCCAUUAUAGAGGGGGGCGACGUUCUCUUCACCGGAGAAGAAUUUUUCGUCGGACUGUCGCCCCGAACAAAUGAAGCUGGGGCCCGAGCCUUGGCAGCUGCCUUCCCUGAGUUCCCGACUACAGCGGUCAGACUGGUGUGUCAAGGUCCAUUGAAGAGCGUACUGACGAUGGCUGGUCCCGGCAUAAUUUGCGUUUCGAAAUCGAAUGAGGCACAAGUUAUGAAGAAGGAGAUCGAACGUGAGGCAACGUUCCAGUAUCAGACAGUCACAGUUCAGGACGACAAGGCGUCCAAUUGUGUCUUUGCAAACAAGACCCUCAUCCACAGGAGCGAGUUCAAUGCGAGCAACCAAGAGUUCGCCCGAAAAAUUGACUAUCCACGGAUCGUUCUCCCGCUCACGCACCUCUCGGCCGUCAAUGUCGGUCUGACCAGUUUAGCUAUACUCAUCGACAAACCGAAGUGCUUUUGAAGAGGUCCCGGAUCUGUUCGAGUCCGGUCGUCCAAGAUUCCGCAUUGUACUUGAUCGCACGAGGAUGAUCGGGGUCUUCUGAGAUGUAUUGAAGCGAGCCGCGACGGACGGGCUCACUUCGGGAGCUUGAACUCGAGUCGCUACGCUCGGUAAUUCUCGAUUCGGUAGUGACAUUUGGGGACUGGAAUCGCGAAAUUUCCAAAUCGACUCUACCCUUCCUUCAUGACUGAGAAGGACAUCGAGCUGCGUUGAAAGACAUCGAAAUGGACGAACAAAUCACCAGGAGCUCGGAAUGUGUGAAGCGAGCUACGAGGUACUCUGGUUGGUGAAAGGGUCGCUUUUUCCGGUCUGAUCUCAUCCUCUCGCUGGGCUGAGAGUUCAUCCCCCUUCUGCAAACUUACUUCGGGGGGCGUCGGAUUCGACAGCGGAACGCUUCCCAGCAGCCCUGAC